AUGCUCUUCGACGAAGCACACACCGACGACAUCAAGGCGUGGCUCACCUCGGAGCUAGGCCCCAUCUGCGAUGCGGAUCCAGAGGUGCUCGCAGACUAUGUGCUUGCGCUCCUCAAGCACGAGGGCCCCGAGGAGGAGCUCCAGUCCAUGCUCACAGAACAGCUCGAGGACUUCCUCGCCGCAGAGACCGAGCCCUUUGUCACCAAAGUCUUCGCUGCCCUAACCGACAAGUCGUACCUGCCCCAGGCGCAGGCGCAGCACGCCCAAGACUCCGACAACGCCCAGCUCGCCGCAUCUGCAUCCACCUCCAGCCUCACCGCCGACUCGUCCAGGAAGAGAAGAGCCGAUGACGACGCCGAUGCCUCCACACGCUCGCCACCGCGACAGUCGCGACGCGUCCACGACUCCUCAGCAGCCUCGGAAGAUCCAGCCGCUCGUGGCCGCGAGCGCGACUCCAGGGAAAGGCACGACAAUGGUGAUGCAAACGGUGCAUCGAGCGAAGGCAGUCGCAGAGAGCCCCGCAAACAGCUUUGCAGGGACUACCACAACAAGGGAUUCUGCCCGCGCGGCGACAAGUGCAAGUUUGAACACUCGUCCGGCGUGCUUCCCGGCGCGCCCAAUCCUCGCCAGCAGCCCGCGCCUUACCACCUGAUGGGUCCAGGCCCAGGAGGACCUUCCAACGGCAUGCAGGGUCCUCCCAUGAUGUUCCCAGGCGCUCCCUACGGCAUGCCUCCACAGGGCUGGCAUCCGAGCAUGGGGCCCGCACCGGGCAUGCCCGGCGGCCCACCUCCUCAGUCGUCGACACCUGGCAUGAACGGCGACGCACAGAACUUGGCAAAUCGCAUGGGGCAUCCUCAACAAGGUCCGGAGGCGGGCGGCUUCGCGAUGGGUGCGCCAUUCAACGGCCAAGGCGGACGCGGAGGCGGCAUGGGUGGACGUGGCCGCGGGCGGGGUGGUGGACCUCCCGGCACAUUUCAAUCCUCGCGCCGAUCCAACACGACGCUGGUCAUCGAAAACGUGCCUGCCGACAGCCUCGACCUGAUCAAGGUCAACGAGUACUUUAAAAAAUUUGGCACCAUCACCAACAUCAGUAUCGACCAGCCGGGCUCCAAGGCGCUCGUGAGCUACUCGCAGCCGGGCGAGGCAAAGGCUGCGCACGAGAGCCCCGACGUCAUCUUUGGCAACCGCUUCGUCAAGGUCUACUUCCAGCGCCUCGACGAGGCGGCGGGAGCAGCACCUACCCCGCGACCGCCUCAGUCCGCAGCAGCGCCUGCACUUGGGUCGCAUGGCGCGCACAGGGGCGGCUUCGUGCCGGGCAAGUCGUCCAGCGUGUACCACGCUCGUCCGCCAACCGGAGGCGCCGGCGCUGGAGCAGCUGCAGGCGGCAUGUCGGAAGAGCGCAAGAAGCUGUUUGAGGACCAGAGGACCAAGCAGGCGGCGCUGGAUGCGCAGCUGGCGGAGCAGAAGAGUCUGCUGGCCAACUUUGGCAACAAGGAUCUGUCGGCCGACGACAAGAAGGCGACCAUGGCCAAGCUCAAGAAGCUCGGCGACGAGAUCAAGGCGUCGACGGAUGCGGUCAAGGCGGCGGUGGAGGCCUUGCAGGCUGCACCGAAGGAUGCUGCGCCGUCUGCCGGCGGAGAUGCAGGCAGUUGGAAGGCGGAGAAGGAGAAGCGCGAAAAGGAGCAGUUGGAUCGCGAGCUCGAGCUGCACGCCCAGGGUACGGCGGCUGGAUCGACCACGGACGAGCUCAAGAAGAAGCUCGAGUCGCUCAAGGCCGAAGCGGCGUCGCUGGGGAUUGAUGGAGCGCAACAGUAUGGAUAUGGUGGACGUGGACGCGGGCGCGGAGGGUUUGUGCCGCGUGGACGUGGAGGCUAUGCGCCGUAUGCGCGCGGAGGAGGAAUGGCCAAUCGGUCGCUUCGAAUCGACAACCGCACGACACGCAUCAAGAUCGACAGCCUUCCGGAGGGUGCUGAUGCCGACAAGGUGCGUGCGCACUUUGCGGCGUUUGGCGAGCUCGACUCGUUCGACCCCGCAGCGGCGACUGUGGUGUACAAGGCGCGCAACAGCGCUGAACAGGCCAUCCGUGCCGGCGCCGAGAUCGCAGACGUAGGUGCAGUCAAGCUCUCCUGGAUCCAACCGCCCCCGUCGGAGAAUGUUGCCACCGAUGCACAGGCUGCGGAUGCCGAGCAGCAGUCGGCACCGCGCGACGCCGACGACGAAGACGACCGCGACUCCAACUGGAAGCGCUAA
Molecule: messenger RNA, 2250 nt
Organism: Moesziomyces antarcticus
Lineage: Eukaryota; Fungi; Basidiomycota; Ustilaginomycetes; Ustilaginales; Ustilaginaceae
Product: zinc finger protein
Exons: 1
Coding region: 1-2250 (749 amino acids)
Biological process (GO): mRNA processing
Cellular component (GO): nucleus
Molecular function (GO): metal ion binding; RNA binding
Source: RefSeq, a predicted model, not a curated record